Messenger RNA from Dreissena polymorpha, 549 nucleotides. RefSeq lists its product as uncharacterized. The transcript has a single exon. NCBI's taxonomy places the organism in Eukaryota, Metazoa, Mollusca, Bivalvia, Myida, Dreissenidae. The record is from RefSeq and is a predicted model, not a curated record. The coding region runs from base 1 to 549 and encodes 182 amino acids.
AUGGAGGAGCUGAUGAGAAACCAAGUAAGGGCGCUAGGAUCCCUUGAACGCUCAAUAGUGACCGUUGGUAAGCGCCUAACUGCUGUGGAGAGUCGCUUGGAGCGCCUGGAGGUGUCCAUCAGCCAGAAGAGCCAGCAGCAGCGUGAGCCGCUGGCUCCCAUCAUCAACGAGGAUAAUCCCCAAGAACCGACUGGCGGCGACCUUGUUGAUAAGGUUAUUGUGGCAGCCAUACACAGGGAGGCCCACAACGAGGCCCACUUUGCCUGCCUCCUCAUGCCCCACGUGUUCCCUGAGCUAUUUGGACCAGAUAAGCUCCGCCAUCUGUAUAAUUGGCAUGGGGUGUCAGGGAAACAGCCAUUAGAAGGUUCAAGGCGCCAGUACGUCGAACAAAUGACAAAGUUCUUCUACAAAGAGGCUCGCUCUGCAACUGUAUGGACAGCCGUUGUUGGAAGAAUAAAUGAACGUCUGCGACGGAAAGAAAAACGGACACGUGGUGAGGUCCAGAUCACCAUAAGUAAUGAGAACAUUGCUGAUUAUCAUCAGUUUUAG